AUGGACUCCAUGUUCGAGGACGACAUCAGCAUCCUGACGCCGGAGGCGCUGGGCCCGGACGAGGACUGGCUCGACAGCCCCACCACGGACCUGUCGGGAGAGACCUGCUCCGCCUCGCACUUCGCCCUCGUCACCGCCUACGACGACAUCAAGAACCGGCUCACGGGGCUCGAGCGCGAGAACUCGGCGCUCAAGCGGCGCCUCAAGAUGUACGAGCUCAAGUUCCCGCUCAUGGGCGAGUUCGGCGAGGAGCAGCUCUUCUCCCUCUACGAGGCCAAGGAGACGUCGCUGCUCAAGAGCGAGAAGGCGACGCUGCAGCAGCAGCUCAACCAGUUCCAGCAUGAGCUGCAGAAGAGCAAGGAGCGGGAGGAGCAGCUGGACGAGAUGAUCCAGGCCUACGAGAAGCUCUGCGUGGAGAAGAGCGACCUGGAGUCGGAGCUGGCUGAGAUGCGGGCGCUCGUGGAGACACAUCUGAGCCGCAUCCGGAGCCUGGAGCAGCAGCUGCGGCAACGCGACGGCGGCUCCUUCGGCAGCCUGGGCGCCCCCCUGCCCAGCCAGGACGUGCCCUUCCUGCCGCUGCACGGCGGCCCCGGCCUGAGCCACGUGCUGGACUGCCCCGUGGGCUGGCCCGGCCGCAGCCUGGAGCAGCUGGAGGCCGAGCUGGAGGCGGCGCGGCAGGAGGCCCAGCGCGCGCAGCACCGCGAGGAGCACCUCGGCGCCGAGUGCGAGCGGCUGCAAGCCGAGCUCAAGCAGCUGCAGGAGAGCCGGGCGCAGGAGCAGUCGGAGCGCGACAUGGCCUGGGUGAAGAAGGUGGGCGACGAGCAGGUGAACCUGGCGCUCGCCUACACGGAGCUGACGGAGGAGCUGUGCCGCCUGCGGAGCCUCAGCGCCCUGCAGAGCCAGAUCCUGCGCGCGCUGCUGCAGGACAAGGGCCUCAACGGCGGUAAGGGGCACGCGGGGGCCGGGGCRAGCGGCGGCUGGAGGGCAGCCCCUGCGCCGCCCGGGCCGGCUGCGAGCCAGCGCCACUCGCCGCUGUCGCAGUGCCACUCGCCGGCCCAGCAGCGCCGCUCGCCCGGCCCGCAGGCGGCCGCCUCUCCGCACCGGCUGCCCGGCGAGCGGGCGCCGCUGGAGCUGGGCUACGCCAAGCCCUCGAGCCGCCACAUCAAGGCGAGCUUCCAAGGGCGCCGCAGCUACUCGGAGGUGAGCAACGGCGCGCUCUUCCAGCAGGGCCGCGCGCUCUGGCUGCAGCCCGAGGCCUCCACGCUGCCCAAGCCGCGGCCCUACGGGGAGCUGUACGCGGGCGGCCCCCGCGAGCCCUUCGAGGAGCACGUGCGCUUCGAGAAGCAGUCGUCGGACGAGGACGAGUGGGCCGUGCCCAGCCCGCCCAGCCCCGAGGCCGGCGCCAUCCGCUGCGCGUCCUUCUGCGCCGGCUUCCCCAUCCCCGCCGCCGCCAGCGCCUACGCCCGCGCCGAGCACGCGCAGUCCUGGCCCUCCAUCAACCUGCUGCUGGAGACGGCGGACUCGGACAUCCGGAGCUGCCCGCUGUGCCAGCUCGCCUUCCCCGUGGGCUACCCGGACGAUGCCUUGAUAAAGCACAUCGACUCGCACCUGGAGAACAGCAAGAUCUGAGCGCCCUGGACUGCACAGCCCCCUGCCCCUCCACGUUUCGGAUGCUGCAUGAACCCGCGCGGAGCGACGCGGCUCCCAAAUACCUCUGAGGCCUCCGUAGCUACGGAAAGGCGGACGGAGCCGCCGGC
Nothoprocta perdicaria is the source of this 1757-nucleotide messenger RNA. RefSeq names its product TBK1 binding protein 1 (gene TBKBP1). The transcript has 10 exons. The coding region runs from base 1 to 1629 and encodes 542 amino acids. Gene Ontology annotation, biological process: canonical NF-kappaB signal transduction. The record is from RefSeq and is a predicted model, not a curated record. Gene Ontology annotation, cellular component: cytoplasm. Lineage: Eukaryota; Metazoa; Chordata; Aves; Tinamiformes; Tinamidae.